AUGGUGCUCUCGCUUGUCGAGCUUGCCACCCUCAAGUUUAUCCAGUUCCCCAUGUUGGUGGAGGACGUGGGGGCGACACCGUUCCAUCUCCUCGUCCCCGUGCUAGAACGAAUGCUGGCGAAGCAACUCCGCUUAAUAGAGCAGAAAUCGCCCCAUAUCACCGAAGACCUGGAACGGAUAUGGCGCCUGCUCAUCCGCAAGGACUUCCCCGACCGGCCCGAGGUGCUGCCGACCCAGCCGUCGCUGCGUAAGCUCUACGAUCAGUACGUGAAAGAUCGAGAACAACUACGCCAACAAAGCGCUAACCGGUUGAGACAAAUGAGUGAGGAAUUGAAAAAUAAGAAGAGUAAAGUGAUUGCUGUGCCUGCGGGAGAGCUCAAAGAGCCUCGCCGUCGCAUUCUGGGAUGGGGCAGGUCGCCACUGGGUGGUGGCUGGGACGGUCCUCGGCGACCGAAAACGAUCUUGGCUCGGGCCAAACGCGAUGUCGCCGAUCGGGGGCUCAUGUUUAAAGUGGCUCCUAAGCCGCCAGCGGCUUCCCCGUUACUGAAAUACCCUCAAGUGGUGGCACCACCAAGAACAAGAACUACCUCAUCUCCCCCGCUGGCAUUAGCCCCAAUUCGACCACAAUCAACUACAAGGUCAACCUCACUGAGACCAGCAGUUACAAGCACUUCCCAGUCUCGCACACGAGGUGAAACGACCACGUCAUCGCCUACACUGAGUCCACCGAUACAACGCCCAUCACCGACAGUACCAGCUGAACGACCACGUAAACGUCCGGCGGCGGCGGCGGCACUGAUAUUCAUGCCGUCUCGUCGGCGACCACCAACGUCAACCGUACCAGUGUCGAGGCCACCAAAACGACCUAAACAACUUGCGGACCCCCCGCCAUCAUCGCCACCCCGGAGGCCAAUUAAGGCUACCCGCAGCUCCAUCUUCAGCUGA
Diutina rugosa is the source of this 945-nucleotide messenger RNA. RefSeq names its product elongin A (gene ELA1). Gene Ontology annotation, biological process: transcription elongation by RNA polymerase II. NCBI's taxonomy places the organism in Eukaryota, Fungi, Ascomycota, Pichiomycetes, Serinales, Debaryomycetaceae. The record is from RefSeq and is a predicted model, not a curated record. Bases 1 to 945 code for a protein of 314 amino acids. The transcript has a single exon. Gene Ontology annotation, cellular component: nucleus; elongin complex.